Funneliformis geosporum is the source of this 4587-nucleotide messenger RNA. Lineage: Eukaryota; Fungi; Glomeromycota; Glomeromycetes; Glomerales; Glomeraceae. The record is from the annotation of a GenBank genome assembly.
AUGUAUCCUACUUAUUUCUCUCGUAACCAAAAUGCACAUAAACAAGAUGAUUGGAAAAAUGAUAGAAGGAUUAUUUCUAUUCCAAAUAAUGGAGAAGGUCAACCUUCGUUGAAUCAACGACAUCCUUUAUCUUAUCAUGAUUAUAAUAAUCAAUUUAUUUCUUCUCAAUCACAUCCCAGUGCACAGAACAAUGGUUAUAGUAUGGAUGAAUCAUAUCAAAAGAAACCUUUUUUUCAUCAUAUUCAAUCACAUUCAAAUAAACCUUAUUAUAACCGACAUGUAUCUUCCUCUUCUUAUAAUAGGAGUUUUUCUUUGAAUGCGGUAUCAACUACUUCUGAUCAACUUAAAGCUCCUCAUUUUUUUAAUAAUAAUAAACAACAAUCGGGUAAUCCAAAGAUUAUGGUUCAAACCAAAAAACGUCCAUUAUCUCCAAUGCCACCCAUUGAAUCUAUUUCCUCUAAAAAUAAACAAAGAGCGUAUAACAAUGUUGAGUAUAAUAUUAAUCCUUUUUCAACGAACAAGAAUAACAAGAUGAAAUUUAAUGGCUUCGAAAAUAAUAUGGACCUUACAUAUACGAACGUUACUUCAUCCCGUUCAGCAUUUUCUCCUGUAAUUAACAACCAUAUCAGUCAAUCACAAAAUGAACAUCCUACAAAUGAUCGUAAAUAUCUUCCUAAUAAUCGUUUAGCUAAAAGAGAAAAAAUUUUAGGCUUUAAACCUUGGCCUGAAACUAUUUAUAAUAUGGAUUAUAUUAAUACAAGAUUUAGUAUAAGUUCAAAGUAUGAAAAUGAACCUUGGUUUAAAUCUCCAAAAAAUUUUCUUAAUAAUUUAAUUAAAACGCCCAUUAAUUGGGAAUCAUUUGGUCCUGAUGAUAAUAAAUUACAUCGUGCUACUUUGACCCUAGAGAUUGGCGGUUCAAUUAUCGUUGGACAUGGUGACGCAAAAACUAAAAAAGAUGCCGAGAAAAUAGCUUACUUAUAUGUUUGUUUUCAAAUUAAAACAAAAGGUUUAAUCUAUCAUGUUCAAAAAUGCCCUUCGACUACUGAAGAUUCGAAGAAGCUUGUUAUAGAAUAUUGUGCUAGAUUUGAUCAUGUACCAAAUUUUGAAUUAAUUGGUAUUGGCCCUGAUCAUAAUAAAUUAUGGGAAGCCAGAGUGGAGUUACCUUCGCAAGGUAUAAUUGGUCGUGGUCGUGCUAAAACAAAAAAAGAUGCUGAAUUAUUAGCUGCUGAAGAUUUUAAAAAAUUUGCCGCUGAAUGUUCUAAAGAAAUUUCUGAUGAAUGUCAAGAAUUGCAUGGCGGAACUCUCUCAGAUUACGAAAAAAAUAAUAUGUCUGAAGAUAUUGCAAAAGAUUUCAUUAGAUUUUAUUGUAAAUGCUUUAAAUUUAAAAAUUCUGGAUUUAAUUAUUAUAGUAAAGGACCCGGACAUAGUAUGAUGUGGGAAGCUUCAUUGGUUGUUGAAGAUGUAAUUAUUGGUACUGGUCAAAGAUCGAAUAAGCGUGAUGCACAAGCUGCUGCUUAUUUAGAUGCUGCCAUUGCUUUACGUAAAGAUUCUCCUGAUCUUUGGGAAAAUUAUGAAUUUGAUAAAUUAAAAUCAAAAGAUAUGAAUGCUGUACCUUAUAUUAAUAUUCCGAUGAGUGGUCAAGCUUGCGAAACAUUGAAUAAUUUGGUGUCUGAAUUACAACAAGCCGACAUGUUUCAUAGAAAUGAAGAAAUUAUCAUGGACAAAAGAAAGCAAAUGGAAAAAAUUCUUGUAAAUCGGAUUAAUAAAAAGGAAAAUAUUAAUCAAGAACAAUUAACGAAUGGUCUUGAAGAAAAAUCUCUUCGAAUUUAUGAGUCUCAUCAAAUUUAUCUUAAUUCUUCUCAUACUAUAAAGCUUCGCUCUAAUCGUUCCCAACUUCCAAUCAAUUCUUUUGCUAGUACAAUUUUAGGUGCAAUUGAAAAAAGUCCUGUAAUAAUCAUUGUUGGUUCAACAGGUUGUGGUAAGACAACACAAUUACCUCAGUUAAUAUUAGAGGCUGCAAUUAAUAAAAAUCAAGGUGCUCGUUGUAAUAUUGUUGUCACUCAACCAAGAAGGAUUGCUGCUAUAUCUGUAGCACAAAGAGUUGCUUAUGAACGCUCCGAAAGACUUGGACUUUCUGUUGGGUAUCAGGUUCGAUUUGAAAGUGUUCUACCAGCUCCAGCUGGAAGUAUCUUAUAUUGUACUACGGGUGUAUUUCUUCGAAGAAUGCAUGAAGAAAAUAACGGAAAAGAUGCAUUAGAAGGGGUUACUCAUAUUGUUAUUGAUGAAGUUCAUGAAAGAGAUAUGAAUGUAGAUUUUCUUUUAAUAAUUUUAAAAAGAAUUCUUACCGAAAGACAUCGUAACAAUUGUUCUUCAAUUAAAUUAAUUUUAAUGAGUGCCACAAUUGAUACAGGAAUUUUCGCUGAAUAUUUUGGUGAUCUAUUCGCUAAUGGAAGAUGUCCUGUUGUUGAAAUUCCAGGAAAAUCUUAUUCCGUUCAACAAUACUUUAUUGAAGACUUUGUAUCAAAACUUGGAACUCUUUAUAAAUCAUCUGAAACGCCUCAAUUAUAUAAUAAGGACACCUUAAGAUAUAUUGAUCGCGAAAAGAAAAUUCUCCAACAAAGGCAAUCUCUUCCUUCAAGAUUUCUUUCACCAAAAAGCACGAUACAAAGGAAAUAUAUUGUAAUGGAUAUAGAUAGUGAUGAAUUAGAUAGUCAUAGCAUUGAAAUCGAUGACAAUGAUACAUCAUCUGUUGGAUCAACAUCAGGAUUAAUUGAUUGGACAGGUUCAAAACAAACAGAAGAGCAAGCUGAUGCAAUAAUCCCUUAUGAUUUAAUUUCUUUGGUAAUUGCUCACAUUGUUAAUACGACAAGAGAAGGAGCUAUACUGGUUUUCUUACCUGGAUUGGAAGAAAUUAUGACCCUUAAUCGACUUUUUACAAUAUCUCCUUAUCCACUUGGUAUUAAUUUUUCUGAUCAAUCACUUUUCCGUAUUCACAUGUUGCACUCAUCAUUACCAUCUUUAUCACAACAAGAAGUUUUUGAACCUUUACCAAAUCCAAAUAUGAGAAAAAUCAUUCUUGCAACAAAUAUAGCGGAAACUUCUAUAACUAUUCCAGAUGUUGUACAUGUAGUUGAUUCUGGAAAAGUUAAAGAGAGAAGAUAUGAUCAAUCAAAACGAAUGACUAACCUAGUUACUACAUGGAUAAGUCGAUCAAAUUCACGUCAACGUGCAGGUAGAGCAGGUCGGGUACGUGAAGGAGAAUACUUCGUAAUGAUGUCACAUGAUAGGUACCAAAACCUCGAAGGUUACUCAACUCCUGAGAUGUUGAGAUCAGAUUUACAAGAAAUUUGUCUUCAUAUUAAAGCGCUUGAUAUUCCAACCAAAAUUGAAGAUGUUCUUGCACAAGCUAUCCAACCACCAGAUCACGCAAGUGUUUCGGCAGCUUUAGAAAAUUUGAUAUCAUUACAAGCGUUAGAUUCUGCAGAAAAUUUGACACCAUUAGGAAAAGUUUUAGCCAUCCUUCCUAUGGAACCAGGUUUAAGCAAAAUGGUACUACUUGGAGCGAUAUUUCAAUGUUUGGAUCCAAUUUUAACAAUUGCAGCUUGUAUGUCAUCAAAAAGUCCAUUUUUAUCACCCCCACAAGCAAAAGAAAGAGUUGAUGAAGCUAAAGUACGAUUGGCUCAAGGGUUAUCCAGUGAUCAUCUUGCCAUAUUGAAUGCUUAUAAAAUUUGGCAUGAAUAUCAAUCAUCAGGAAAUUUUCAAGCGGCAAAUAAAUUUUGUACCGAUAAUUUCCUGAAUAGAAAUGGUUUACAAACAAUUGAACAAGUUAAAAUUCAAUUAUUGAAUCUCUUAGAACGAAUAGGAGUUGUACCAAAACAUUACCCACAAAGAGAUCAUAAUAAUGAUUCAAGAGGUUUUGCAUUAGGUCCACCUGAAUAUAAUGUGAACUCAAAUUGUAUUCCUUUACUUCGAUCAUUAAUUUGUGCGGGAGGAUAUCCAAAUAUUUCAUUAAAGACUUCAAAGAAAACUUAUCGAACUCGACAUGAAAAUAUCACAUUUAUCCAUCCAGCAUCAGUGAAUUAUAAAACAAGAGCAAUAAAAUUAGCGGCAGCUUUAAGAAAUGAUAGUGGAAGCAUGAGGAUCGAAUCGAAUGAAAAUUUAUUCGCACCUGUAGGAACUCUUUAUGCUUACUCAACAAAGGUUAAGACAAGUGGACAGCAAGUUUAUCUUCGUAAUACCACAAGGAUCAAUCCAUUAUCUGUAGUUUUAUUUGGAGGUGAAAUAAAACUUGGACAACAAAGUAAUAGUAAUAAUCUUUUGCUUACAAUUGAUGAGUGGUUACAAUUCGGUGGUAAUGAUAAAGUAAUUGAAUUGGCCAGUAAAUUAAAAUUUUUCUUGGAAAAUUGUUUAGCUCAAGUUUAUGAACGAUUGGACACUAACGUUAAUCAUAACAAUCCGGCUUCACAAAAUAAUUUAGCAGGAAAAUUAGAUGAAAAGGAUGAAAAGGUUAAAGAUAGACUUAUUGAGGGGAUUGUUGAAGUUUUGGAUCAAUUAGAUCGUGAUUCAGUGGAAAAACCAUUUCAUUAA